AUAAAGGAAAUAUUUAGAAUAAAGCCAAUAUAUAAACUUCCUUUCCGUAUAGACGUAUUUACGUCUAAUUCUCCGGAACCGUGGUUCCACUAUCAUCCUAUGUGAAGUAAUGAGAGCUUCUUUGAAAUGCGUAUAAACAUUUAAAGUGAUCUAUUGACAUUCAAUAUUCAUUGUAUACUGAUAACGCAGAUGAUUUGUGAAAGAAUACUAAUGUAAGCUUAGCUGAUAAUAGAUACUUAAGAAAUUGUUCAGUGAACCAUUGACUGUUAUGUUGUGUUGGUCAUGUAAGACGCUUACAGCAGCGCUUCUCUUUUUAAAGGGACUCUUCAACAAACUUUAAACACAGUCGCACGCAAAUCCAAUACAAUUCUGAUAUCAUCGUCUUGCGGCUAGAGCCAAAUAUCAUCUGUAUUGUUCUUGACUAAUAAAUAGUGUAAAAAAGUUGUCAGUGGAACCACGGUUCCGGAUAAUUUGACGUAAAUACGUCAUACCUGCUUUACAAUUGAGUAAAGUUUGUUUAAGACAUUGCUUAUUUAAUGUAAUGUAAGGUAAGGUAAUAUUCAGCAAUAGCGGCAGCCUCUAGUUGUCGGGAGUUACACGCCGGUAACACCUCUGAGGAGAUUCGAGUAUCUACCGAGAAGCCAAGCUCCUGUCACUGAGCGGUUAUAAGCUUUUCCAAGAAUGUGGCACGUUGAAUGCAUCCCAGAAUCCCGUGAGAAGAUCUCAUGAUUCUGCUGACCGAUAGCUAGCUUGUAAGAUCAGUGAGGAUUAAUCUUUUGCUCCAGAUGCUUUAUUCCAACGCCCAAGAAGCCACAGAAUAAAUUCAUAAAGUGUUACGGAGAUCACGUUUCAAAGUACCUACCGGAUAAUUGCACGUUGUCCGGCAGUUACAGAGCAAAAUUUGGGGCUCAAUGCAGCUCUUGUGAGCGAAGGAGAAGAAUACAAGUCAAGAAGGUCGUAAAUGUUUUAGUCACAAUGCAGUGAGACAGGAUGCAUAAAAACGAAUCGAAUCACAAUAUCGAAUAGUUAUUGAAACACUGAUUUGUUAGAACACCAGUAAAGUCAAUAUUUACCUAGACCUACCCAACAUAAUUGUAUGAAACAUUUGUUGUAUUUUUUCAUUAUAUCUGGAACAUGCUCUUUGAUUAGAAUUCUGACACAUUAUGUGUUCUCCUGUAAAUUAUUUUGUAAAAUUAUGGUGAUUUAAGAAUUAUCAAAAUCGCAGAUAGGAAUUUAAAUGUUAUAAAUUAAGAUUAAGAUAUCAAAUACCUAUUAGGUGAUUUGUAGAUAAUGUACUACAAAGAUAUCACUUGACAAACAACUUGGCGAACAUUUUUCUAAAUUAUCACAUUUUAAGCAUAAAGGAAAAAAUGUAUGACGCUUAAUAUAUUUAUUUAUAAAUUAACCACACAGUAUAUAUUUAUCACGUACUUGGUUCAGGUGAUAAUUAAACAAAACACAAUUUUUUAAUUUCACUAUCCUUUUCCCUUAGAGACGAGGAUCCAAAUGUGUGACUCGACGGAAUGAGAACCACGGAUCCUACUAAGCUUGUUCAAUAACAAGAAUCAAUUCUGAACCAAAUUAACGAGAGAAAAUAAACUCGUUUUGUAGCUAUAGUGGAACUUUCCUGACUAAUGUUUUGCCGUUUCGUCCUUGAUACUCAUGUGAUGUGAUUGGGUAAUCGCAUUACGUGUCUUCAAAGAGCCCUUGCCUCACUGGUAGAGCCAGUACCAUCCAGACCAUGACCAUUCUAACAUGUAUUUUGGCCAGCUCGCCGCGUCAUUUUGUCGCGCGUUUUAGCAAUGGAGCCACGCACACUAUGGCGGUGACGCCGCGAGCACGCCACGAGGACGCGGAGAGAUCCGCGUGGUUUCAAGUGUGUGAAAAGUUUUGUGAGGAUUUUGCUGAUAAACCGGAUCUGGAGAAAAAUGAAAUAGGUUCAAAAUUCAUGAAGAGGUGGAAGGGCAUUAAAGAUACUUUCACAAAACGUGAAAAGAAACAAACAAAAUCAGGGCAAGGGGCAAAUUCUGCCAGACGGUACAUUUAUGCCCGCCAGCUGUCGUUCCUGUUAAAGACAGUGGAUCCAGGUCCCACGCAAACUAGUGUCGAUGACGAAGUCGUGGCUGGUAGUGAAUCUCUGGAAGAGAUGGAUACUACAGCAGAAACAUCAACAGCUGAAAAUGACCCCUUCCCGAUCGUACAGAAUUCACCUACUCAACCUCAUUUAUCUGUCAGUUCACUACAACCACCCUACACCAUGACCACUCCUUCUCCAUACAGCAGCAGCAACUACACGAUAACAGAUGGUGAAGAUUCUAUGGACCUUUUUCGUAACGACACAAACCAACAAUAGAAUGGAUCACUUUAUAAUGGUUUCCAAAUGGACUGUAAUUGGUAACUUACAGUAAAUAAUUGAUUUUUGUACUUAAACUUGAAAUAAAGACUUCGUUUUGAGAAA
This is a messenger RNA of Zootermopsis nevadensis, 2458 nucleotides long. NCBI's taxonomy places the organism in Eukaryota, Metazoa, Arthropoda, Insecta, Blattodea, Termopsidae. The record is from RefSeq and is a predicted model, not a curated record.